AUGGAGAUGUCCAGAGAUGGAGUGGGAUUCUGGGGUGGAGCCCAACUGGAGUCGUGUCAGAGCGGAUUGGGUUGUCCUGGGCCAGGACCAAGUGCACAUGUGGAUCUAUUAACGGUUUCCAACGUCUUGCCAGGGUUUCUGGUGGUUAUAGCCGUGCUCUGGAGCUGGCAGCUAAAUGUUUUAGCCCUGCCCAAGAUCGAACCCCCUCAUGAAACCUGUAACAAUGAGCAGCGAUACGAAAACCAGGUGAUGUGCGAAGGCAAGAGUUUUAGGGCCUUGGUUCCCUAUCCGGACAAUUGUAGCCUCUUUCUGGUGUGCGAUUGUCUUUAUCCAACGGUGAAGUUGUGUCCAGCAUAUCUCUGGUGGGAUAACAAGACUCAGCAAUGCAAUUAUCCCCAAGCCGUGGAGUGUAUUUACUAUACGAUAGAGACCCCAGUGCCCACUCAUGGAACUACCAAAAUAACACCACAACCAACAUCCAGUACUGAAAAGAUGACCACAGAAAGUACUACGUCUACUUCUUCAAGUUAUUCUCCAACUUCCAGUUGGGAUCCACCACCUGCACCACCCGGAAUUUCAGAAGAUUUCUGUCGUAACUACAAGGAUGGCUCACUUCAUUCGUAUCCCUACAAUUGUCAGGCCUACAUAAACUGUACUCAUGGCUACCCUGUGCUUAAUUAUUGUAUCGAAGACAAGCUCUUUAAUAUAAUCUUAGGCAUUUGCGAUACUCCCGAUGAAGUGGAUUGCGAUGAGAGGCCUCUACCCACAACCACAACAGAAAUACCACGCACUUCAACCACUGAGGAGGAUGGGAUGUGCGGUCCAACUCCCGAAGGUGUAGAAGAGGAUUACUGUAUGCCCAAAGGAAAUGGUUUCUAUGAGUAUCCCUACAAUUGCAGUGGGUACUUGGCUUGCAAGAAUGGUUGCACCGACUUGGAUUACUGCCAGCCAGACAAACUCUUCAAUACCUGGCUACACAUAUGCGACACUCCCGAUUCGGUGUGGUGUGAUCCCUUGCCAUAUCCUACAACUCCACGAAGUACCGAUAAGCCAACCACUCCUUCAAUAACUGCAACGCCUACAACUCUUCCUUCCGAAGGAUCGACCGCAACUGAAAGAUCUACUACAACCACAGAAAUUAUUUCGACCACUACACCUGGACUUCCCUCGGACGUGGAUCCAAAUGACUGUAAGGGUCAACCUGACGGCACUAUUUUCGCCUAUAUAGGUAAUUGUUCCGAGUACUUGAUUUGUAGAGACCAUCAAGUGGAGAUGGGCCAUUGUCCCCCAACCACACUCUUUAAUCCCGAUUUGCUGCUAUGCGAUGAUCCCAAAGAUGUUGUGUGCCUUGGAGACCGCACAACCACACCGAUUCCAACAACUGAGUCCACUACAACCACUCAAAGAACCACUACAACAACGACAACCACCACGGCAGCCACCACCUUAGGACCCGAUCAACUUUGCGAGGGUCAGGAGAUGGGAGCUUCUUUUCCAUAUACAGAAGAUUGCAGCAAGUAUUACCUGUGCUUGGGUGGCGGAAAAUGGGCUCUGGCACCUUGCAUAUAUGCAAGCUACUUCGAUCCUACGACAGGUCAGUGUGGACCUGAUGUAUCACCCGAUGCUUGUAAGGCUUCACAAGCCACAACCACCACAACAACAACUACAGAAGCCACAACAACCGAAAAAAUUACCACCCCCAAGACCACAACUCUGGAACCCUUAACCACUCAAAAAACCAGCACAACUGUAUCGCCAACCAAUGGAAUUUGUGGUGGUCGGAAUGAGAACGAGAAUGUAGCUUAUCCCAACAAAUGCAACAAGUAUAUUGUGUGCGUUUUACCAAUUCCCAUAGCCUUUUUCUGUCCCGAUGACACAUUCUUCAGUUCGAAAUUACAGAAGUGCAUCGAUAGUUGGGAGGAGAGUGAUUGUGAGGGAGAUCAUAGCACUACGACGGUAGAACCAGGCUAUACAAGACCGCCUCCGGAACCCACCAUGUGCACAAAUAGCAGUCGGAAAACCUUCCCAUAUCCGGAUAACUGCCAAUGGUUCAUACGUUGUGUGGAUGACUACAUUUACAUGACGGAUGUUUGUAAUUGUGGGGAGUACUACGAUCCAAUAACUGAAAAAUGUGGUGCGGAUGUUCCAUCAGAUGCCUGUCGAUGGGAUUACACUUCAACCACAUCUACCACCACUGAACCGACUACAAGCACACCUGUUACGAGACCACCACCUCAGAAAGGACCCUGUGACGAUGUUGACGAUGGUGAUCUUGUCUCCUAUCCUAACGAUUGCUCAAAAUACAUAAAGUGCGAUAGACCCAUUGCAGAGGCGUUCGAUUGCAAUAAGGGUGAUGAGUUUAGUGUGGAGCUAGGAAAGUGUGUGGAUGCUUCGCUGGCUAACUGUUCAAUUAAAACCACUGCCAGGCCAUCGCAAUCGACAACGACUCCAAAUGAAAAAGAAACGACUUCAAGCACAUCUGAACCAACAAAGGAGGAAUCGUCAACGGAAUCAUCAACGGAAUCAACUACGGAAUCAACAACGCAAUCAACAACAGAAUCGACAACAGAAUCAACAACGGAAUCAACAACAGAAUCAUCCACCGAUUCGUCGACAGAGUCAACGACAGAAUUAUCAACUGAAUCAACGACAGAAUCAUCUUCAGAAACUAAUACAAAACCCUCAACAACAACGACCGAGCCAAAAUCUUCCACAACAGAAUUGGGCACAAACACCUCAGAAGCUUCCACUACCACGAAACCUUCUGGGGGAAUCUGUGAAGGAAAGACGGACGACUCUUUGGUACCAUAUCCUAGAAAUUGCAGCAAGUUUAUAAAGUGUCAAUAUCCGAUACCCGUUGGCUACGACUGUCCAAAUGGUUUGGAGUUCAGUCCCACGAAAUUAUUGUGCAUGGAUCCCGAAUCAGCCGAUUGUAGUGCGAAAAUAACCACUCCAGGGCUGACAACUUUGAUCACCGAAUCUUCGACCACUAAGGAGCCUAUAACUACCACUACACCAUUAACAACAGUUUCAACAGCUACUACAGACUCAACAACACCACAGACUACGGAAUCAACCACAGUUUCAAACACUAGCGGUAUUACUUCUACAGAAUCAACAACAGUUUCAACAACUUCAGAUUCAACCACCACCGAAUCAACAACAGUUUCAACAACUCCAAAGAUAACUUCCUCAGAAUCAACAACAGUUUCAACAACUCCCGAUACAACUACUACAGGAUCAACCACAGUUUCAACAACUCCGAAGACAACUACCACCGAAUCAACAACAGUUUCAACAACAGAAUCGACAACAACAUCUGUGCCACCCCCAACAACUCUGGAUCCGUACACCCCCAAUAUUUGUUGUGGCCGAGCUCUAGGAACUGUGCUUGCCUAUCCCAAUGAUUGCAGUCGAUAUGUCGUUUGUGAUUAUCCCAUUCCAUAUGCUGUAUUUUGCGAAGAAGGAACGGUCUUUGAUGACAAUCUUCUUCAGUGCACAUCUAUGCCAAAUGAAAGGUGUCUAUAUAUGGAUUAUUAA
This is a messenger RNA of Drosophila suzukii, 3540 nucleotides long. The record is from RefSeq and is a predicted model, not a curated record. NCBI's taxonomy places the organism in Eukaryota, Metazoa, Arthropoda, Insecta, Diptera, Drosophilidae.